This is a messenger RNA of Cylindrotheca closterium, 2925 nucleotides long. Lineage: Eukaryota; Bacillariophyta; Bacillariophyceae; Bacillariales; Bacillariaceae. The record is from the annotation of a GenBank genome assembly.
AUGGCAGAUACAACAGAGAAACCUUUGAAUGAUAAAAGAGAGUAUCGUCAUUUUGUCCUUGGAGAUGAUUUGGAUGUCUUGUUAAUAUCAGAUCCUGAAACCGAUAAAGCGAGUGCAGCAUGUGAUGUGGCCAUUGGGCAACUAUGCGACACAGUCCCUGGCUUGGCACACUACUUGGAGCAUAUGUUGUUUAUCGGGACCCGCAAAUACCCAGAUGAAAAUGCAUACGAUCAGUAUUUGAGUACAAAUGGUGGUAGUUCGAAUGCCUUUACAGACCUUGAGCAUACAUGUUAUUACUUUGAUGUCCAGGCCGACUGUUUAGAAGGCGCGUUUGAUAGAUUUGCGCAGUGUUUUAUCGGACCAUUGUUCACACAGUCUGCCAUGGAGAGAGAAGUGCAAGCUGUUGAUUCAGAAUUUGCGAAGAAUAAUCAACAAGAUUCAUGGCGUAUGCAUCAACUGUCAAAGUCAAACAUUGUAUCGUCAAAUCAUCCCUAUGCAGCGUUUGGAAGCGGAAACAAAGAUUCGCUGUGGAAGGAUAACAUCCGUGACAAGCUGCUGGAUUUCUAUGAACAGUACUAUCGCAAAUCCCUGAGCCUUUACAAGCUUGUAGUGCUGGGAAAGGAGUCUUUGGAUGAUUUGGAGCAAAUGGUACACAGGUACUUCGACGAACUUGCCGCCUCCUUUGAGUCUCAGACGAAAGAGAGCACAAAGCCAACUAAGGCCAAGAUAUUGCAGGAAAUAUACAAGCCGGUGCAAAAUUGGGAACUGCCGAAACAAAUGAAUGUGGUGCCCGUGGCCCAGAUUCAUGCGAUUGAGCUGCAAUUCCCAAUGCCUCCCACAAAUGAUAUGUACGGCUACAAGCCGACAAGGUACUUGUCGCACCUUCUAGGUCACGAGGGGAAGGGUAGUUUGCUGAGUUGUCUAAAAACCAAACAUUUCGCCCAAGAACUAUACGCCGACGAUUCGUCAGCAAACUGCACCAACUUUUCGAUUUUCACAAUUCGACUCGAGCUCACAGAAGUUGGUUUCGCAAAUAUCAAAGAAGUCAUGGCGAUUGUUUUUGCCUAUAUAGAUUUGUUGCGAAAAAGUGGACCUCAGAAAUGGGUCCAAGACGAGCUGAAAACAGUUGGUGAUCUUCAAUUUAAAUUUUUGAGUAAGCGGAAUCCAAUGGACUACGUUUGUAGCCUAGCGGGCUGGAUGCAGCAUUAUGACCCGGAACACUACUUGAGUGGCGCAUAUACACUAUUUGAUUGGAAGCCCAAUGUUGUGGAGGAGUGCGUGAAUAGGCUGAACCCCGACAAUAUGCUGAUGAUGGUUUCCAGUCCGACGCUGGAGGGUAAAACAUCGUCAAAAUGCCCCUGGUUUGGAACGAGUUAUGAGACCCUAGAUCUCGAUGCGGAGUUAUGGGAGCGGUUGAAGACUGUACAGCAUUCGGAGAUCCCAGAACUAGCAUUGCCAGAGUUCAAUGAUAUGAUUGCGACGGACUUUGGAAUAUUGGAAUCGAAUCAUUUGCCAAAGGACAGACCAGUUUGUAUUUUGCAGCAUAAUGCUGUUCGAUUGUGGUACAAACCAGACAAUGUUUUCGAAAUGCCUAAAGUGAACAUGAUAUUUCAAUUUUCAUCGCCACAGUGCUCAUCGUCAACAGAAUUCGGAAUCGCACUGAAUUUGUACUCGCAAAUAGUGCAGGAAAGAUGCAAUGAGUUCAUGUAUUUGGCAUCAAUGGCUGGAUUAUACAGUGAUCUAUACGCUUCGCAGUCAGGGCUGGAGCUUCAUGUGUCUGGUUACAACCACAAAGCUCAUAUAUUGGUUCAAAGAGUAAUCGAUCAGUUGGUUGGCUUUGCUGAAAUUGAGCCCGAUAUAUUCUCUCGAAUUCUAGCUAAAUUGAAGCAGCAGUACGAGAGCUUUUUGGUAUCACAACCUUACCAACAUGCAAUGAAUGGAGGAGACUUGUGCUUGGAACACAUCAAGGCCUCAGUCUUUGAAAAACUUUCUACACUCACAAAAAUCGCCUCGACCGAGGUAUUGGAAACGGCCAAAAGUUUUUUCAAACACUGCAAAGUGGCAGUCCUUGUUCAUGGAAACGUCACAGCAGCUCAUACAAAGCAAAUUACUACCGAUGUCAUAAAGAAAGUUAGAGGAGACAUGACAGACAACGCAGCCGUCAUUCCGAAUACUGAACACCGAGUUGUUCAGUUGCCUUCGCAAACUACAUGUGUGUACAAGUUUGCGGGAUACAAUGAAGCAGACACCAAUUCUUGCGUACAGAUUCUUUUCCAAAUGGGCCCUUUGCAGAUUGACGAAAACGCUAGUCUUGCCUUCCUCCAGCACUUGAUCCGAGAACCCGCGUUCAAUCAACUACGCACAGAGGAACAGUUGGGUUACAUCGUCCACACAUCUGUGAAAACCAGUGGGUAUAAUAUCAAAGGCUUGCUUUUCUUAAUUCAAUCAGAUGGUUUCGAUCCUCCUCAUGUGGAAUCUCGUAUUGAGCGCUUUCUUGCGAAUUUUCGAGAACGAAUUGUCGCCAUGGAGUCGGAAGAAUUCCAAAACAAUGUUGACGCGAUGGUUUCAAGCUUUCUCGAGAAGAAUAAGAAUCUCGGUGAAGAGUCUUCGAGAUAUUGGAAUGUCAUUCAAAACGAGACGUUUCACUUUACAAGACUUCAAGACAUUGCAGAGCACGUGAAGACUAUGACAAAACAAAGGAUACUGAUGUUCUUUGACAAAUAUGUCGCUUCGAACGCCCCGCAUCGCCGUAAGCUUUGUGUCCAAGUCUACGCAAAGCAGCACCAAGAAAGCUUGAAGAAAAGUGAAGAUGCAAAUAUCAUUGAAAUUGAGAGUCCAUCUGACUUCAAACGAGAAAUGGGCCUCUAUCCUUUACCGAAUAAAGUGUCUGUUGAUAUUGUUGACGUGGAUGCCCAGACUAGUUAA